AAAUAGCUGACGAAAACGCCAUCUACAAAGUCUUGCGCGGACACUACAGCAGGGCACAUGAAACUGAACAGUUGGUCAAAGAAUCAGGAGCAAUAUGGACUGACAAGAUACUGUCACCCUGGGUUUGGUUGAUUGGUAUAUAAGUAGUCUUUGUUUUAGUUCAGCUACACUAUUGUUGUUUGGUUGACCAGGUCCCCUGAGAACGAAUGGAUCGUGUCUCAUAACCUAAAUGUCAGGUAAUGAUAGCGCUAUGCCCUUUUUCGGCGAUUAAAUGUCAGAGUAUUCCAUGUAUACUAUUAAUAAAAUGUGAUUUAUUUUCAAGGGCAAUUUACAUAGUUGACUAUUGCUCAUACAACAUGUAUAUAUGUCAGGCACUUAUAAAUGGGAUUCUUGAAUGUACCUGCGCUGGUUCGCUCCCAACGUAAAUUAAAAUAUUUGUUUUUAUACUUCAAGUGUAUUUUUUCUGCAAAUUCAGUAUCAAUGAGUAAAAUGAUUAUAAUAGAAGUGUUUUCAGAUGUAUUACCGGGGGAAAUUGGUGCCAAAACUUAAGCGAGUCCCUUUAAAGCAGUAGCCUAUUCACUAGACAUUUUUGCUUUCGCCAACUUAGUUGUUUAAGAACUUCAUAUGAUUCAUAACAGUUCAUGUGCAAUUUUUCUAAUAUGUAUACAUUUACAGUCGAAUAUAAACAUAUGAUCUUCCAUAUGAUACGUUUAGAUGGCAAAUAUUCUAUUACACUGUUUAAGUGAGAGAACCAAACAUUCAUUUUACACAUGUAUGCAUUAUAGUACAAAAGUAUAUGAAGCAACAGAAAAUCAAUAGUCGUCUGAAUGAUGUAUCAUAAUCAGGGACUUUUUGUUCUGACUAUUAUGUCCUGUAAUUUGAAAACCUUCAUAACAUUAAUAAGUCAUGUUGUUAAAAUACACAAUUCCAUUUAAUCGCAUAGAAACACUCAUUGUACCCAUUGUUUUAUUUACGGUGUACGUAAAACGUUUACGUUUGACGUUUUAGAGCCAAUCUGUGGUCCACAAAUGUUAGUGUUAAUUUAGGGUAGUUCAGGUUGAUUGCAUUUAUUUAUAAGUUGCCUCAUAACAAUCAAAAACAAGAGAGGGAAAUAUUAUCUUAUCACUAUUAUUGCAUUAUAUAAGCGCAAUUUAAAUAUUUAUUAUACUUACAUUGAAAAAAAUAUUUAUUAUUCUAGACACUCUCUAUUAAAGUUGCUUGUUGGACGUUUCUUCAUUCCAUUUUACAUAACUGAAUAAGUUAGUGUCGUUUUAUUUUGUCGUUGUCACCAUGCGAGUAAAAUAAAACAACGUGAUUUUUUUCCUUUUUUUGAAACGUAAAACGCAAUCAAAUUCACUGUCUACUCAGUUAGUCUUUGUUAGCUAUUAUUAACCUGAACUCACCGCGAUCUAAAUAUAUCGACAGCCCUAUAGCUACUAUGCACCCACAUCUACUGACCCAGUUAUUAAGCUGUCAUAUAUGCUCUAUAUCAUGAUAAAAUUAACAUACGAGGAAACUUUUAUUAUAAAAACAUUUUGAUGGCACACGCAGUUUAAACACCAUUUAUAUUUUUAUUAUUUGUGAGAAUAUUCAUUCAUGAACGAUACGGGCUUCUAAAAACGGCUAACACCGUGUUCACUGCUUACGUGGAUAAGCCAUAGCUCCCAGAGUUUUGUGCGAUACUAGGGUAGGUCACAGUAAUAGUAUCUAGCAAGUUACAGAACAAUUCCCAAAAACUUCCAUUUAGAUUUUAAAAAAAUCCUAAUUAAAAGUCAUAUUAAUCUUGAGCGUCAUGGUCGUGGCUCACGAACAUAUGUCAGGUACUAGUUUACUUAAUGAACUGUCCUUGUUUUAUAUUGAACUAUAUAAGGGAAACCGUUAAAAACAUCUUCUUCAAAACGACGAGGCCGCAACCAUCAACUUUCUUAGCAAACACCGCCCUCCUCAGCAUGCUCAAAUUUUGUUUGAAACAUGUUUUUUUCUAAGCAUAUGACUUCCUUAGCAGCAGUCCCUACCUUGAUAACCAUGCAUCCCCUUAGCAGCCAUCAAUUUCUUAGAAACCAUAUUUGUUUUUAGUAACCGGCAAUGACUACAUCAACCAUGGCUUGCUUCCCUAUAAACCAUCACAUUCUUUAGCAGCCCUGGAUGUAUUAAACACCAACCACUACCUUUCUUAGCAACCACAUUUUGUGUAAGCAACUAACGACUUCCUUAGCAAUAGCUAGCUUCACUAUUUUCUCCAGGUACCCAGGUGAGUAAUACGGACAUAUUUAUGAACUUCAAAAGUAUAAAAUGUGUUUGUGUCAAACGAAAAGUCACAUUGUUUAAGUAGUUUCAGCUAGAAUUGAUUGUUACCAAACCAAACUUAGUUUGAAUUGGGUUGUUUUAGAGUCAUCAUACUGUUGCUCGUUCAGUAUAUCAGUUCGGUUUUUGGUCUAUUGCAAAACAAAUCUGCAAAGUGCCUAUAUGCCGGAGUACUGGCAGUACAUAUAUUGUUAAACGGUUUGUAUAUGCAUAUACAGAAACAAAACCAAUGUUCAAACUCCGGUUCAGAACUGAGAUGCGUCUUCUGUCAUACAAACAGGUGCAGCCUUGUUUGCUGUGCGUCCUAACAUUUAUGACGGUUUAUACGAGUACACCAUGUUGGACACACACUGAGGCAGGAAUGCAUUAUAUGGCGGUGUGUGGCGGAAGAAACCUUUUCUCGGGAUACGGAAACCUACGAGACCUCCAAGCACAACCAGAUGACGGAAUGCGGUAUGGCCUGCCGUGGAUAUUCUUACUUCCUGCUUCAGGGCAGACGAUGUUUGUGUAGUCGGGUGCAUGCCGGGGGCGUGGAGCCUAUGUUCCGUUGCAACCUAGUGUGUCCAGGCAGCUGGGAGGAGCGGUGUGGGGGAGAAGGCGUAUUCACUGCCUACAAAUUCCUCUUCAAAAACUCAACUGACGAUUUAGUGUCCAAGUUAAUUAGAUCAGAGGACAAUUGCGUUGCCUUUAAGGACGGUGAAGCAGUUACUUCGAACUGCACGAGACCAAAUGGAUUUACGUGCAACUUUCAAAACGGAACGCAGAAGACGUACAUAUCUAACAAGCCUGAAUUUGAUGUGGUGAAACCCUGGCGGGAAGCUGUGCAGUUCUGCUCAAACCAGCCCGGAAGCACAGGGCUUGCAAUGACGCCGCAUUAUCAGAAUGAAGCAUUGUUUGAAAGUGACCUACUCUGGACCUCCUUGAAUCGUAAACCGUUCUCUCCAUUGGAUCCGAUUGUUGAAGACUUCAAGCCGACCCAUAGCUAUGUUGUUCCUUUGGGCGGGUCUGACCCUAUCGACGGAAUACAGCUAAGAUUGAGCGGUGAAAUAUACCCGUUCAUUUGUGAAUUUGAUUUUCCAAACUGUGGUAUCAUUAUCGGCGAGGCUUUAGAGGGCAUCAUAACAUCUCCACAUUUCCCGGACCAUUACCCUCCCAACAUAUACUGUGUGUGGACAGUGCAAGUACCGACAGGCAUGACCAUGAAAUUGGAUUUUGUCUUCCUCGACAUGGAGGACGUCUUUGACUAUGUGACGAUUCAGGAGCCUACUGGUGUUGACCACGGACCAUAUUAUGGCCAUUUUAAGCAUCUUACUGUCGCGACAGAAGUAAAUAAAGUUACGGUAACGUUCAGAUCAGACGAUUCAUUCCAAAAGCCUGGCUUCAAACUUCAUUGGACGGCUGUGGACAUUGUGGAUGCCAAACACGCUGCUGAAGGGCCUGUAACAACAGGCAGUCGCUUAUCAGGCGGUGCAAUAGCGGGAUUGGUGAUAGGAUGCAUGUUUCUUGUCAUGCUCAUGUUCCUUUGUGCAAUUGCUGUCCGCUCGCCGAUCAUACAGAACGUCGUGUACACCUGUCACCUGCGAUGCUGUAUCGCUAAACACAG
Molecule: messenger RNA, 3907 nt
Organism: Mya arenaria
Lineage: Eukaryota; Metazoa; Mollusca; Bivalvia; Myida; Myidae
Molecular function (GO): serine-type endopeptidase activity
Source: RefSeq, a predicted model, not a curated record